Anneissia japonica is the source of this 4033-nucleotide messenger RNA. RefSeq lists its product as uncharacterized. Gene Ontology annotation, molecular function: protein binding. The transcript is spliced from 16 exons. Lineage: Eukaryota; Metazoa; Echinodermata; Crinoidea; Comatulida; Comatulidae. The record is from RefSeq and is a predicted model, not a curated record. The coding region runs from base 205 to 2571 and encodes 788 amino acids.
UCAUUCGUGCGACCAAUGUCUGUAAUGUCAAAAUUGAAACUUAUAUCAAAAAUGUAAGUGAAACUGCAAACAUUUUUUUGGGCAUACAUACAUAAAACCUUCAAAUUUUAUCACACUUUGUUUAAAUCACUAACAUAGGCCUACGAUUUAUGUUUAAUCUGAAUUAAAACAGACAACAACAGGUGCGGUAGGCCUAUUUUGAGCAUGUUUAAGUAUAACUGGUGGGUUUGUUUGAUUGUUUUCAUGUACAUGUAUGGAACGACACAAAGAGGACAGAGCCUCGUUUGUCAUAACAAUCCAGUCGGAAAAAAAAUUUCAUAUUGGAAACGUUUUCACUGUUCAAAAAGUGAUGCUAAUUGCGGGACGAUAACACGUGACUUCUCUCGUAUUGUAUACAGAAUUGAAACUCCCCAACGGAGCUAUUUCUGUUGCGAAGGGUGGACUGGAGGUGUAGCAAAAAAUUGCCCUAUUCCUAUAUGCACUAAUGGUUGUAAUGGCGGCGGAGAGUGUGUUUCUCCAGAGACGUGCCACUGUUUUAAAGGUUUUUCUCCACCGAUGUGUAGAGACUGUCAAUCUGGCUUAUUUGGAGAUAAAUGUGGAUUCCAGUGCCAUUGUAAGAAAUCAACUCAUUGCGGACGGGAUGGCAGUUGUUCCCACGGUUGUGAUCCUGCAUGGACUGGUUCAAACUGUAGCAUUGCGUUGCCGUACCUUGGAAAACAACCCAGAGUGGUCAAAAGGACAGCAACCACGCUUACCUUAAAUAUCACCUGGCUGGCAAGCAAGGAUCUUGGCAGUGGACCAAUCGUUGCCAGAAAAGUUUACUUCAAAGAUAUGCUUCACAGUUCAUUCACUGAGGUGGACCUAACGGAUGAAGAUACAUACACAAUCUGCAACCUAAUGCUGAAUAUGUCUGUUACGUAUUAUGCUCGCCACGCAAGAAAAGUCAAUGGAAUUAUAAUAUAUGGGCCAAGCAGUCCACAUGGGUCUGCCAAUACAACUUGCUCAGAACCGUUGGACACUCCUUCUUUAAACCUAUUGUCAAGGACAGAAACUAAUGCUGUAAUAAAAGUUCAGGAAGUAAAUAACAAUCCAAGUCGCAUACAGUGUGAUAGGAUUUUGUAUUACCAAGUCAGGUGCAGGUUAUCAAAUGAAAUUACCAAUGACACCAACACCAAUAGUAACAGCAACGCAACCAUUAUCGUCGAUAACUCUGGUUACAACGUACACAGCACGACCAAUGUCAAUGGCAGUAGUCGCGUAGUGAUACCAGGACUGGAAAAAUGUUUUGAAUAUCUGGUGGAUGCGAGAGUUGUAAACAGCGCAAAGUACGCUAGUGCGUGGAGUCAGCCUGUUUUGAUUUGGCCAGUUAAAGAGGCACCUUCGGACAUUCCAUCUCCAACAAUCAUAUCAAGGAAAGAAAGUAAAGUUGUUGUAGAAUUACAGGAAGUAAAUGACGACCCAGGUCGCAUACUUUGUGUCAAGAUUCUGUAUUACCAAGUCAGGUGCAGAUCACCAAGUAAGAUUACCAAUGACACCAACAACAACACCAGGAAUACCACCCAUGGUUACACUGGUUACAGCAUACACAGCAUGACCAAUGUCAAGGGCAGUCGCGUAGUGAUACCAGGACUGGAAAAAUGUUCUGAAUAUCUGGUGGAUGCGAGAGUUGUAAACAACGCAAAUUACUCUAGUGCGUGGAGUCAGCCUGUUACAAUUUGGCCAGUUAAAGAGGCUUCUUAUGUACCUGAAAAUAUAUCCGUCAUGGCUUCUUCAUAUAUAUCAGCAAGAUGGUCUUCACCAGAUGAUGAACAGUGCUUUGACAUUCUAUAUCACAUUGUGCUUAAGUUUGGUAAUACAACAAUAUCAGUGACAACCAAUGCUACGCAGGUGGAUUUUCUUCAAGUUACUGUCCAACCAAACAUGGAAUAUAUAUUUCAGGUGGCUAUGAUUUUGGGUGAUAUGGUCGGUAACUACUCGGAUGAGAUUAUAGUCAUGGUUGAGGCAUAUGCAAAUGAUGUAAAUGGUGAGAGGUCUAAUGAAUGGCUGGCUUACAUGGGUUUAUUGAUUGCCUUUAUUUUAUGCGUCACUUUGAUUCUUGUUAUAUUUAAAUACAAGAAAAGCCAAGCAAAGCCUUUUGUUAUCGACACAGGAGUUAGGAAUGUUAAAAGACGUUCAGAAGUCCAACACUUCGCUUUUCAUAACAGUAUUAUGGGACCGAGGCAACGCGUAUAUACUGAAAUGAACAAUAGUAAUACAACUUCUUCAGUCACACCCAAGUGUGCAGCCGCUAUGGAUUCUGCAGAUGAGGACGUUGUGGAACUUGCGAAAAUGAACAUGAUAAUUAAAGAUGGUGGUAAUCAGAAACAACUUCCAUGUGAACAGCAUAUUUAUGAAGUCAUUGAGAGAAGAUGCAAAGACAAGACCAUUGCAUCUAGCGAGAGAGCAGCCACAUAUGAAGCUAGCAGUGAUGAGUUUGAGGGUGUUGCCGAGUUGAAGAAGGAUGAUGGUGAUUAUAUUGGACUUCUUCCAACUGAAGAAAACGUUUAUGCUGAAUUAAAGAAGCUGGAUUAAGGAAGUAGGAAGCAUGAGUAUAUAUCGUAGAAAUACACAUACAGGUCAAUAUAUCCAUUAUGAUAGCUUUGCUCCAUGGAACCAUAAGAUUUCUUGAAUUUGUAGUUAGUUGCAAGAGACCAUAAACUGUGUACUCCUGAUAAACAGAAAAUUUAUGUUGUGGAAUGGGUACCCUUUUAAUGUUGUUAACCAUGUACUCAGUAAAUUAAAUGAACCUAAAUGCAUACAUAGGCCUACUGAUGAUAGCUUGAUUAAGAUUAGAUUGCCUUAUCUAGGAAAAACAGGUGAAUCCAUUUUACGUAGAUGCCUAAAAAAAUAAAGAAAGUAAUGAUUCUCAUUUUAUAUCUACUAAUAAAAUAUAACCCAAAGGAGACUGUAUAGGAGCUCUGUUGUUUAUCAUUUUAAAUGUCCAGCUUUUAAUAGUGAUUAUAUUGACAGGGGCGGAUUUAGGGGUAGCCGACCCGGCCCCGCGCCCUCCCCCCUUUUUAGGAGGUAAAAAAAGGGGGAAAAAAGAAAGAAAAAGAAAAAAAAUGAUAGCCCAGAACGCCUCAAAUGUUAUUUUCGGGCGUCUAGAACACAACAAUUUUGCGGGGGAAUGCCCCGGAUCCCAGAGCACAGUGUUGUUUCGAUCGACCCAACUUUCGGCCCCAAUUUUUGGACAUCUCUGGGUCCGCCCCUGAUUGGUAAGACUGAAAAUGCCAAAUAACUAGACCUAAAGAACAUUCUUCACGAUCUGGUAGUGUUAUAAAUGAUCAUACAAAAUUGUGAGGCAUUCCAAUUUGUUUCAGGUUUACAAGGUACACUUGAAAAUGAUAAUGUAGCCUGUAAUGCAAGUAAUAAAUUAUGUUUAAUAUUUUAUAAUACUAACAUUUUGACAGUUCGCAAAACUGGUCUAUACUAUUAUAUAUUGUUAUUAUAUUAUUUAAAGAAACAUUUGCUAUAUGUAGGCUACACCCAUUGUUUAACAAUGGCCUUAAAGGUUCAAAAAAGCUUUCCUUGUUUUUGUAGGUAGCUUUGAUCAGAUAGGCCCUUUCCACCCAAAAAAGGGGGGAAGCAUAGAAAAGAAGGGAGAAAUAUUGGUGCAUGGUACAUUACAACAAGCCCCGGGCCUGUAUAAGCUUCCAGGCUUUGUGUUGAUUGGUGCUCUACUAGUAGUUCUCAAGAGAGAACAGUUUUAGGUGGGGUGUCAUGGGAAGAUAAACGGAAAUUUGUUUAUUUACAGUUGAUUAGCUAUAGAAAAUAAUAUUGAAAAGAUAAUGAUAAAACACUGAAUAUGCCCGAGCCUUGAUAAGCUUCCAGUCUUUGUUAUUCAUAAAACUGACAUUAUCGGUCGAUUGCUGGAUGAUGAUUAGGAUGAUAAUGAAAAUUCAGAUUUGCUGGUUUAUGAUGAUUUUUUUUUAAAUAUCAUUUUGAUUAUCUAUUAUGUUUGUCUUGGUAUGCUUUUAAAACUAUGAUGACUAUA